This is a messenger RNA of Astyanax mexicanus (Mexican tetra), 2887 nucleotides long. Its product is annotated as gastrula zinc finger protein XlCGF26.1-like. The record is from RefSeq and is a predicted model, not a curated record. Gene Ontology annotation, biological process: regulation of transcription by RNA polymerase II. Lineage: Eukaryota; Metazoa; Chordata; Actinopteri; Characiformes; Acestrorhamphidae. The transcript is spliced from 3 exons. The coding region runs from base 146 to 2131 and encodes 661 amino acids. Gene Ontology annotation, molecular function: DNA-binding transcription factor activity, RNA polymerase II-specific; RNA polymerase II cis-regulatory region sequence-specific DNA binding.
AUCCAAUAGAAGAAGAUUCUGUAUGGUUACAGAGAAACAGGAUCUGAUCUGCUGCAGAGACGAUUGACCUCUUGCCACAAGUCUUCUGCUGCACCUAGCCUUUGUUUCUGCUUGUCCCUUCAAACCUUCUGCCUCAAGAAUCACCAUGGCGACAGAACUCGUAGUGUCGUCGUCCGAAGAGAUAAAAUGUGAAGAUAUAGUUUCCAGAAACUCCGUUACCAAGAAAGAACCUUGCUUACCUGAUUACUGUUCUCCACAAGAAGAAACCACAACCAGUACACACAGCAUAACGAAACAGAGGGACGUCCAAAAAAAUAAGAGCGUUCACACUGGAGAGAAACCGUAUCACUGCUCAAAGUGUGGACAGAGUUUUACGAAGAUUGAGGGCCUCAAUAGUCACCAGCGUGUUCACACCGCUGAGAAACCGUAUCAGUGCUCAGACUGUGGGAAGAGUUAUUGCCGACCAAGUACUCUUCAAAUACACCAGCGCAUUCACACUGGAGAGAAACCGUUUCACUGCUCAGACUGUGGAAAAAGCUUUAGAGAGAGUAGUAUCCUCAGAAAUCACCGGCGCGUUCACACUGGGAAGAAACUGUAUCCCUGCUCAGAGUGCGGGAAGAGUUUCAGUCAAAAGAGUAAUCUUCAAACACAUCGGCGCAUUCACACUGGAGAAAAACCGUAUUACUGCUCAGAGUGCAAAAUGAGUUUCAGUCAACAGAGUGCCCUUCAAAAACACCAACUUAUUCACACUGGAGAAAAACCGUAUCAGUGCUCAGAAUGUGGAAUAGCCUUUAGAGAGAGUGGUACCCUCAAACAACACCAGCGCGUUCACACUGGAGAGAAACCGUAUCAGUGUUCAGACUGCGGGAAGAAAUUCAGUUUACUGAACAGUCUUCGAAUACAUCGGCGCAUUCACACUGGAGAGAAACCGUAUCAGUGCUCAGACUGUGGGAUGACCUUUAGAGAUGAUCGUGCCCUCACAAAACACCAGCGCGUUCACACUGGAGAGAAACCGUAUCAGUGCCCAGAGUGCGGGAAGAGUUUUAGAGAGAAUGGUACUCUUAAAAGACACCAGAGAAUUCACACUGGAGAGAAACCGUAUCGGUGCUCAGAAUGUGGAAUAAGCUUUAGUGCAAGUAAUACCUUUAAAAAUCACCAGCGCGUUCACACUGGAGAGAAACCGUAUCACUGUUCAGUGUGUGGGAAGAGUUUUAAAAACAGUAGUCACCUCAAAACUCAUCAGCGCGUUCACACUGGAGAAAAAACCUAUUACUGCUCAGACUACUGCGGGAAGAGUUUUACUGCGCAGAGUGAUCUUAAAAAACACCAGCGCAUUCACACUGGAGAGAAACCGCAUCAGUGCUCAGAGUGUGGAAAGAGUUUUGUCCAGCUGAGUGCUCUUAAAACACAUCAGCGCAUUCACACUGGAGAGAAACCGUAUCAGUGUUCAGAAUGCGGAAUGAGUUUUAGACAGAAUGAUACGCUUUUAAAACACCAGCGCAUUCACACUGGAGAGAAACCGUUUCAGUGCCCAGAUUGUGGAAAGUGUUUUAAUCUACGGAGUAACUUAAAAAAACACCAGCACAUUCACACUGGAGAGAAACCGUAUUAUUGCUGCGAGUGCGGAAUGAGUUUUAGAGAAAGUGGUACCCUCAAAAAACACCAUCGCCUUCACACUGGAGAAAAACCCUAUCAGUGUUCAGACUGUGGGAAGAGUUUUAUCCAGCUGGGCGGUCUUAAAACACAUCAGCGCAUUCACACCGGAGAGAAACCGUAUCACUGCUCAGAGUGUGGACAGAGUUUUGGAAAGAGUGGUACUCUCAAAAACCACUUGCGUAUUCAUACUGGAGAGAAACCGUUUCAGUGCUCCGAGUGUGGACAGAGCUUUAGAAAGAGUGGGACCCUCAGAGCUCACCAGCUAAUUCAUACUGGAGAGAAACCGUAUCCCUGCACGGAGUGUGGACAGAGUUUUAGGAACAGUGGGACUCUCAGAAAACACCAGCGCGUUCACACUCGAGAGAAACCGUAUCACUGCUCCGAGUGCGGGAGGAACUUCCAACAUUCAAAGCUGAAAAAGCAUAAAUGCAUUAAAAACGGAGUUAAAAACUUUCUAAUCCAGAAAUGUAAUUAACGCAACGUGUGUUAAGAUGAUUUCACACUGAACGCAGCAGAUUUGCGACUGCGUAAUAAAAAAAAAAUGGAUUUUUAAAAAAAAAUAAUGCAUACAGAGACUGGAUUAACAUGCGCAUUGCAGGUCACAGAACAGGAGCGUAAACACACGCAGAAUACACGCUGCAGUCUGUAGGAGAACCAAUCAACGUAAUGCGGAACUAAUGUUUAGCAUUGACUGAAAACAGCAGAGCAAUUUAGAUAAUUCCUUCGUGCUGUCUCGCUCUCACGCUGUCUGUCUCUCAAGCUGUCUUUCUCUCUCUCGCUUUUUCUCGCUCUCUCACUCGCACUGUCUAUCUCUCGCUCUCUAGGUCUCUGUCUCACUCUCUUUCUUUUUCUCUCACUCGAGCCAUCUGUCUCUUGCUCGCUCUCUUUUUUGCUUGCUCUCUCUCUCACUCGUCUCUCGCUCACUUACUCUCUCUCUCGCUUGCUCUCACUCGCGUCUUCUGUCUCUCUCUCCCCCUCUUUCUCGCUCACUUUCUCUCUUACUCGCGGCGUCUCUUUCUUGCUCUCUCGCUCACUCUCUCACUCGUGCCGCCUGUCUCUUACUCGCUCUCUCACUCACGCAGUCUGUCUCUUUCUUGCUCUCUCUCUCUCGCUCACUCUCUCACUCGCGCCGUCUGUCUCUUUCUUGCUCUCUCUCUCUCGCUCGCUCUCUUACUCACGCCGUCUGUCUCUUAGUCGCUCUCUUACUCGUGCCGUCUGUCUCUGUCUUGCU